This is a messenger RNA of Esox lucius (northern pike), 3576 nucleotides long. RefSeq names its product solute carrier family 25 member 19 (gene slc25a19). The transcript has 7 exons. Gene Ontology annotation, cellular component: mitochondrial inner membrane. The record is from RefSeq and is a predicted model, not a curated record. Bases 152 to 1105 code for a protein of 317 amino acids. Lineage: Eukaryota; Metazoa; Chordata; Actinopteri; Esociformes; Esocidae. Gene Ontology annotation, molecular function: thiamine transmembrane transporter activity. Gene Ontology annotation, biological process: thiamine pyrophosphate transmembrane transport.
CAGGUUUUGUUUUGCGUAAUAUACGUUUUCAGGAGCUAGGAACACUCAUUCUAAAAUAUUCCAACAAGCUAUUCUUUCACACACUUGUAUGGAUGACCCCAAUUUAAAGCCCAGGCCCGAGGUCCUUUCGUGGGGCUGCUGAGGUGUCAUCAUGGUGGGCUAUGACCCAGGGUCACAGAGUGCUGCCCUAACCCCAGAGGAUGCAGCCCUGGCUGGGUCGGCCUCAGGCAUGGUGACCCGAGCCCUGAUCAGCCCGUUCGAUGUCAUUAAGAUCAGAUUCCAGUUGCAGAUAGAGCGCAUGUCCUCCCAGCACCCAGAAGGGAAGUACUGGGGUAUAUUCCAGGCCUCACGCUGUAUCCUCACGGAGGAGGGGUUAUCUGCCUUCUGGAAGGGUCAUGUCCCCGCCCAGCUCCUCUCUGUCUGCUUUGGGGCAGUGCAGUUUGCCAGCUUUGAGCUGUUGACCGAGGUGGUCCAUAAAAGCACGCCGUAUGACAGCCAGACAGCAGGGGUCCACUUCGUGUGUGGCGGUCUGGCUGCCUGCUCGGCCACGGUGGCCUGCCAGCCUCUGGACACACUGAGGACACGCUUCGCUGCUCAGGGAGAACCCAGGGUGUAUCGGAGCCUGAGGCAUGCCGUGUCUACCAUGUACCAUUCGGAGGGGGUUCUGGGGUUCUACCGGGGCCUGGCUCCCACAAUGGUGGCAGUGUUCCCCUAUGCAGGUCUGCAGUUCUUCUCCUACAAGGUCCUGAAGAACCUCAUGGGACCACCACCUAUGGACAGCUACGUUGGAGCAAACCUCAGAAGUUUGAUAUGUGGGAGCUGUGCUGGAGUUAUCAGCAAGACAGUCACCUACCCCUUUGAUCUAAUCAAAAAGAGACUUCAGGUGGAAGGCUUCGAAGUAGCCAGAGCCCACUUUGGACAGGUGCGGAGGUAUGCUGGCUUUGUAGACUGUGCAUCACAGAUCGCCAGAGAAGAAGGACUCCGGGGCUUCUUCAAAGGCCUCUCUCCCAGUCUAGUAAAGGCAGCACUAUCCACAGGCUUCACCUUCUUCUGGUAUGAGAUCUUUCUUAAUGCAAUACAGAACCUGAAGGGGACUGGUGAGUAGGGGAGGACAUCCAGUAGAAGUUCCCCCCCCCAAAAAACAAACCUCAUCCAACUUCUUGUGGACACGCUACGUAAACAGACGUUGUACCAUAAAUCGGUCAUGAUCCAACUGUGUAUAUAUGAGGAUGAGCAGCAUUCAUACUGUUGCUUUGGACAAACCACUAUUUCACACUAGCACUCUUCAAUAUCCAGAAGGUGAGCAGACAUUCACCCCUUAACAUGCCAAGAGAGUGGGGAGAUUUUGGUUUUGCCUCUGGUCCUGUUCUGUUCUCUUGAAUGGACGCAGGAGUUGAUCUGUCAUAUAACCAAUCCCGUAAGACAUUAGUUCUGGGUUAACCAAGAUUAAACCUCAACCAAUAUGGGGAAAUGCUAAACUGAUCAAGGGGUGUGUAAACAAGCAGAGGUAUUGGAGAACGUGGCAGAAUCACGCACAUCUACAUCAAGCAAGCCACAUCCCUGACCCAUGGGUGACCGUGUCAAUAUUACUGCUUUAUAUCUAGGGUGUAGCCUAUAUUUUGGGAAAAUGUCUGGUGCGGUGAUGCUUUGGACCUUACACAUCAUAAGGAAUGAUACUGUCUCCCCUCACCAUUUGUCCAGUGUGUAAAUGUGGCAGUCAUGUAAAUCUGCAGUGGUUUGUGGACCUUUUUCAUGCACCAAAAACAGCCAUAUUACAGGGAGCUAUUGUAACAAUGUAUUUUAACUACCUGCAGAGUUGCAUUUUUUCUAACAGACAGUGUAAGGAUCAUGGUUAUUACGGUGUUUUGUUUUCUAAAUAUGUUUCUGAAUUUCAGAGUUCAUUUUUGUUUUACUUUAGUUUCUGUAGGCACCAUUUCCCAGGUAAUAACAGAACAUUGCUUCAACUCGAGACAAUUUGAAUCUUCACUGAUAUCGCUCAUCCAAUGUGUGGUCGACACUGCGUUGUUACCUCUCUGGUGUGGGGAAAUGAGAAAUCUGAUGGAGGUUGAACAACACAUGCGGUACCCUGUUUGAGGAGAGAUGACCGAAUAAGUCUUUUGUGGCUCCAUCUGUCAACACAAGGCUGCAUUAAGUCUCUUUCAGUAACCCAUUUUUUGGUUACUGUAUUGAUUUCCAAAGCAAUGAAGCCUUUUACCCUAGCAUUGCCAGGAGUUCUACAGUUAGAAUCAGGUAGCUUACAUUUACUAGGUUCCGAAGUUUGAAAAUUCCCAUUAGCUUUUUGAUCCAACAAAUAUUUUUAAACCUUCUGCUUUGGGCUGGAUGUGAUAUAUAAUGUGUAUGUAGAAUCAUUACCAUACCUGAGUUAAAGUGAGUGGGUUUAAUGACAUGACAUAAUGCACCAUUAUCUCUGACAUGCCACUUACAAUCUCUGGCUGAAUUUAAUUAUUUUAUGUCUGUGUGGCUAAAAACAUUUUUAUAUAAUUUUUAUUUUCCUAAAAUAACCUUAUCUGAUUACCACUGUCUUGGAUUAUGUACUGACAAAUGUACUUCUGUUUUGACUGCUGUAUAAGGAACUUUUUGUUAUAGAAAUAUUUCACAGCAAUUUAGAUGGUAACAAUACUCUACAUUGGUUAGUACAUAAACUGUGUAGAUUUUGAGCAACCAGGAAACAUUUUCUAUAUUAGCCUUUUGCCAUAACCACAAAAUCAAACAGCGUUACAAUUUUGACAAUGAAUCUGGGCUAGGGGAAAGAUGUGAAAGAAAUGCUUGAUAGCAAACUCAAAGAAAGGACCAUACCAAAGUUAAUCUGAUCACAGAAUGCGUUUUGAAAAAGGGCAGUUGGAUAAAAGUGCUUUGACGUUAAUUUACAUUUUAGGUUAAGCUGUUGUCCUGUUCAAAUGUAAAGUUUGUUGCCUUCUGUGUAUGUAAUGUCUUGCAAUGUUUUUCUCAGUUCUAUGUGUUUGGUACUGUAUUUGGGAAUAUUUAUUGAAAUGACCAUUUAUGCUGUUUUUGGUUUACUUUUCUUUGAGAUACAAUACUUCCAUUUUCUAUAAAACCUGUAACAGUUUGUUUUUCAAUUUUUUUCUCAGCUCUCAGCAAUAACAUUUUGAUGCAAAUUUGUUAACCAUACUCAGGCUAAUAUUUACCUACUGAUUGCUCUAAUAUGGAAGAAGGAUCUUGACUGUCAAUGUAGGUUUUAAAUGUUGCACCAUUGCACACCCCCAGGGAAGGAAUUGCAGGAUUUUUUUGCUUUGUCUUUGUGCAUGGGCAGAAUUUCAAAUCUGAAAUUUCAACUGAAAUGUACUAAUAAAAAUGUUCUAUUACCCUGUUUUGAAAAGUAGGCUGGGGUUGCAGGCUGGCUAUAAUUUCAACCAUGUACAUGCCAUAUCGAACACUUUAUUUAAUAUUAAAAUAUUUAUUUGAUGUACUCUGUUGGAAAAAGAUGCUUUAUUAUGUAUAUGAAUGUGGUUGGCUACUGGGGCACUGUAGAAAUGGUGUCAGUUUAGUUAGUGGUGUGAUUCUACAUUUUGAAAUAAAGGCUGCUGUACUUUUUUC